Pocillopora verrucosa is the source of this 3945-nucleotide messenger RNA. The record is from RefSeq and is a predicted model, not a curated record. Lineage: Eukaryota; Metazoa; Cnidaria; Anthozoa; Scleractinia; Pocilloporidae.
AUGGCCACUGCACUGGAAUACUCUGCAGAGCAAUUAAACUUCUACAGAAUUUGCUAUGUUGUCACCGAUGUACUAACAGAGGGCUUGCGAAUAAUCUUUAAGCAAGAAUGGGACAAUCGCUACCGGAGAACAUGGGGAGAAUGGAAAGAUCAACCUAACAAUGGACUGGACUUUUGGAAUGGCGAAUCCUCUCGAAACAGAAGCCGAAACGCUCGUCUGCUGAGAACCAUGAAAAACGGUGACACAGCUGAAUGGGAUUGCACCAUGCUGUUUUACGCCAUUCUUUAUUCAGACUGCAUCAAUCGCCUGAAUCCAACUGUUAAAUCACCCGUAAAUGACCUCAGGAAACUGCGUAAUGAAGAUUUUGGGCAUAUGCCGCGAGGACACCUUUCAGAAAAAGAUUUCCAAAGUGUGAUUUUAAAAGUUGAAAAUGCAUUUCUUGCACUCGGUCUUCCCACACAGAAAAUCCAUGAUAUCCAAACUCAAACAAGUUUCCCAACGGAAGAAUUGACAAAUAUCUUGAAGAAGGUGGACGAUCUUAAUCAAGACGUUCGAGAGAAGGAGAAGAAACUUCAAGAAAAAGAUAAUGAACUUCUCGAGAGGGAUAAGGAGCUGCUAGAAAAAGAGGAGCAGCGACAGGUCCUUGAUCAGCAGCUUCUUACAAGUGUGUCUCCCUUUUGUAUUCUUCCCCCAAAACCUACACACGAAGUCACUGACCGCGAUUCUGAGGUUAGUAAAAUUGCCCAAGAGCUGAGAGCCCUUAGAUGUGCCAAUAAUGAUGUUCUAACCACCUUGUAUAUAUCUGGAAAUCCGGGAAGUGGAAAAUCUCAGCUGGCCCGUUUGGUAGCCAAGCGAUUUUACGACGAAGUCAAAGAAAAUCCUUACACGACUUCAUUUGUUAUGACCCUGAAUGCUGAAAAUUCAGAAACGCUUUUGGAAUCCUAUGUCGUUUUCGCUCGACACUGUAAAUGUCCAGAGUAUGCAGUUACAAACACUCUCAACUCCACAGACCUAUGUGCAGACGAAAAGAUUAGAAGGCUUAAAACGCUGAUAGGCGCGAGAAUUUCUUACUUUACGUCAUGGCUGCUGGUAGUCGAUAACGUCUCUAAUGUCUCUCAAAUACCUGGACACUUACCAGAUGCAGGAGACGAACAGUGGGUAAGAGGCCAGUUGCUGAUAACAACGCAAGACGCUGUUUCUAUUCCUUUCAAAAAUUCUGCGGUCCAGCAUGUUCCAGUCAGCAAAGGAAUGCAUCCAAACGAUGCCCAUUCAUUGUUAACACUCCUGUCAGGAGUGAAUGAUGGCGAAAUGGAAGAUAAAAUUGCACAGGCAUUAGACUAUCAACCUCUUGCCUUAGCGAGUGCCGCAAUUUAUGUGCGAGAAGUUCGACAGAGUAAAGUAUCUGGUAACUUUGGCUGGGGCGACUACCUGGAGAAAGUUGCAGGCGGUCAACGAAGUAGAACAGAGACUAUCCUUAUUGAGACAAAUCCAAGCUACAAGAAGUCCAUGACAACAGCAAUAACACUUGCAGUGCAAAAAGCGAUGACGACCGACAGAGUUAUUAAUCACCUGUUCACUUUUCUUGCUCUUUGUUCACCUCAGCCAAUACCUCAAGACGUCGCUGUCAAUUACAUCAUGGAAAUGGAUGAAGAAUUUACUGAUAAAGAGUGGAUUGCAUCGAGGAUAAAUCGAUGUUCAUUGUUAUUAUCUGAAGAAGAAGGAGACAGCGUCUAUAUCCGAGUACAUGGAGUCGUUCGUUAUGUACUUGAUUGUUUAAAAGCAAAUUAUGCAAAGCAUUUAUGCAUCAAAGCUGUCGUUGGGGCUGUUGCAUCCUUCGCUAAGUUCGAUGACUUAGAUACCUUUAUCAUCGGCUCAAAAAUUGUUCCCCACCUAAGAAAAUUGAUCUUGAAGGCCAAGUAUCUGUUUUCUAAACAAGAAUUAUCUCAAAUCAGCAAAGCGGGUGUUACAUCCUUGCAAGAUUAUCUUAAUGGCUUUCCGAUCCUUGGUAAUAUGUGCUUACACCAUUGUGAAUACGAAGCCGCAAUGAACUACUUCGAAGUGGCCUUGGAAAUUACACACUUAAAUGACACAAGCGACUCUCUAGGAAAAGCUAAAAUCUACCUCUUGAUAGGAACCACACACAAAUGUAAGGGUAACUUAGAGGAAGCGAGGAGCUACUCUGCUCAUGCACUAAACAUUCGUCUGAAUCAGCUCAGGCCUGACCACGUAGAUGUCGCAGCUUCUUACAAUAACCUGGGUACUGUAUACAGUGAUCUGGGUGAUUUCCAGAAAGCAAAGGACUACCAUGCACGUGCACUGGACAUUCGUCUGAAACAGCUCGGACCAGACCAUGUAGAUGUCGCAGCUUCUUACCAUAACCUGGGUACCGUAUACAGUGAUCUAGGUGAUUUCCAGCAAGCAAAGGACUACCAUGCACGUGCACUGGACAUUCGUCUGAAACAGCUCGGACCGGACCAUGUAGAUGUCGCAGCUUCUUACCAUAACCUGGGUACUGUAUACAGUAAUCUAGGUGAUUUCCAGCAAGCAAAGCACUACCAUGCACGUGCACUGGACAUUCGUCUUAAACAACUUGGACCUGAGCAUGUAGAUGUCGCAGCUUCUUACAACAACCUGGGUACUGCAUAUAGUGAUCUAGGUGAUUUCCAACGAGCAAAGGAUUACCAUGCACGUGCACUGGACAUUCGUCUGAAACAGCUUGAACCUAACCAUGUAGAUGUUGCAACUUCUUACCACAACUUGGGUACUGUAUACAGUUAUCUAGGUGGUUUCCAGCAAGCAGAGGACUACCAUGCACGUGCACUGGAGAUUCGCCUGACACGGCUCGGACCUGAGCAUGUAGAUAUCGCAGCUUCUUACAAUAACCUGGGUACUGUAUACAGCUAUGUGAGUGACUUCCAGCAAGCAAAAGACUACCAUGUGCAAGCACUGGACAUUCGUCUGAAACAGCUCGGACCUGACCAUGUAGAUGUUGCAGCUUCAUACCACAACCUUGGUACUGUAUAUAUUGAUCUAGGUGAUUUCCAACAAGCUAAGGGCUACCAUACACGUGCACUGGACAUUCGUCUGAAACAGCUCGCACCUGAGCAUGUAGAUGUUGCAGCUUCUUACAAUAAUUUGGGUACUGUAUACAGUGAUCUAGGUGAUUUCAAGGAAGCAAAGGACUACCAUUUACGUGCACUGGACAUUUUUGUGAAACAGCUCGGACCUAAGCAUGUAGAUGUUGCAGCUUCUUACAAUAACCUGGGUACUGUAUACAGUUAUCUUGGUGAUUUCCAGCAAGCAAAGGACUGCCAUGCACGUGCGAUGGACAUUCGUCUUCAACAGCUCGGACCUGACCAUGUAGAUGUUGCAGCUUCUCACAAUAACCUGGGUACUGUAUUUAGAAAUCUAGGUGAUUUCCGGCAAGCAAAGGACUGCCAUGCACGUGCAUUGGACAUUCGUCUAAAACAGCUUGGACCUGGGAAUGUAGAUGUCGCAGCUUCUUACAAUAACCUGGGUACUGUAUGCAGAAAUCUAGGUGAUCUCAAGGAAGCAAAGGACUAUCAUGCGCGUGCACUGGACAUUCGUCUGAAACAGCUCGGACCUAAACAUACUCGUCUCGGACCUAAUCAUCUUAAAGUUGGAAAAACGUAUGAAAAUAUUGGUGAUGCUUACAAUGGUCAGGGUCACGAUGAGCAGGCUAAAAGAAACUAUGAUCGUGCUUUGGUGAUUUAUGUUCGAAGCCUUGGGGCUGAACAUGUUCAGGAAAGGCCAUUUCCGUUCUCAAGGUUCAGAGAUCUGGAGCCGAAAUUAAGGCGCAUGAACGAAGCUAAGUGGGAAGUCGAUCUUAUCGGUAUGAAGGAUGGACACGCAAGCGCCGUGCUGGUGAAAAUGAGUAAAGAUUUGAAAUUCAAAUGUGGAAGAAUCACAAAUUACAUGCGUUGA